Belonocnema kinseyi is the source of this 966-nucleotide messenger RNA. RefSeq names its product transcription factor Sox-21-B-like. The record is from RefSeq and is a predicted model, not a curated record. Gene Ontology annotation, molecular function: DNA-binding transcription factor activity, RNA polymerase II-specific; RNA polymerase II cis-regulatory region sequence-specific DNA binding. The transcript is spliced from 2 exons. Lineage: Eukaryota; Metazoa; Arthropoda; Insecta; Hymenoptera; Cynipidae. Gene Ontology annotation, biological process: cell differentiation; regulation of DNA-templated transcription; anatomical structure morphogenesis. Bases 1 to 966 code for a protein of 321 amino acids.
AUGUCGUCAAAAACACUUCAUAAUGAACAUAUCAAGAGACCUAUGAACGCAUUCAUGGUUUGGUCGCGAGGACAACGUCGAAAAAUGGCUCAGGAAAAUCCAAAAAUGCACAAUUCUGAAAUUUCCAAAAGAUUGGGAGCUGAGUGGAAACUUCUCAGUGAAAGUGAAAAGCGUCCUUUCAUUGACGAGGCAAAAAGAUUAAGGGCACUGCACAUGAAGGAGCACCCGGAUUACAAGUAUCGUCCACGUCGAAAGCCAAAAUCGCUCGUGAAGAAGGAGAACAAGUUUGGGUUCUCACUUUCACCUUUAACAAUGUCACCAACCGAUUCUCUCAGUUCCAUAUCUCGAGGUCUCUUACCUCCAUUAGCAUCACCUAUGAACCACCCAUUGAUAACCCACGAUGACCUCAAAAUUCCUCGUUUUUUCCCGCCCUUUCCCUAUCCGCUCUACCCAAUUCAACAUAAAUUAGGAGAGGACUUCACUGGAGGAAAACUGGCAGCAGAUUUGGCCUUUCAAGCGAUUUAUGGUUCAGGAGGUUCUUUCUACUCAGGCCAUCAACCAGUAUCCUGGCCUGGUCUCACAAGCCCAACUUGUCUCCAGCCGAACUGUGGAUGUUCAAGUCCAUCUAGGGAUCCAAAAAGGACUUCGUUUCUUCCCGAAAAACCAGAAAACAGACCUUUUCCAAGUCCUGUGAAACCAGAGGAUGAUCGCUUUAAUCUAGACAAUAGAGACAGUGUCAGGAAUGAUGAUUGUUACCGAAAAGUUGAGGAUUGUCCAUCAGAAGAUAAACAGGAGGAGGAAAAAUCAGAGGAUCGGUAUACAUCCUCGCCAGCUGAGAGAUUUGAUAAAUUUCGAUCCCUUUCUUCAGUUUUGACUUCAUUACCUUCUACAACUAAAACAGAGAGUAGCGUCUUCUCUGUCCAAAGUCUCACGGGAAAUACAUCAGCCAGGGGUCACGUUAUAUGA